AUGUCAACCGCCACCGCCGCCGUUUUCACUCCUCCGCCUCCUGUCCCUAUCCCUACCUAUAUCACUAGCCUCGGCCUUGGCUACUCCAUAGCCAUAGCUCUCGGUUUCCUCGUUCUUAUCUCCACCAUCAUCCUCUCCUCCUACAUCUGUUGCCGCGCCUCUCGCCUCCAUUUCUCCGCCUCUGCCUCAACCGGAGACGCUUCUUUCGGUAACCGUAGCAUCAUCGUACCACGGAUCAUAUUCGUGGCUGAAGACGACGAUCUCGAGUCUGCUGUCUCUGGAAAUGUCGUCGUUGGAGGACUUGAUCAACUAAUCAUUAACUCUUACCCUAAGUUUCCUUUCACUAAAGAUAUCGCCGUCGCCGCCGGUGAUGAUGGGUUUCACGACGGGUACGGUGAAGGAGGAGAUACGACGUGUUCGAUCUGUUUAUGUGAGUAUAAGGAGGAAGAGAUGCUAAGGAUGAUGCCCGAGUGUAAACACUACUUCCAUAUUUAUUGUCUUGACGCUUGGCUUAAGCUCAACGGUUCUUGUCCUGUUUGCCGGAAUUCUCCACUUCCGACGCCGCAAUCUACGCCGCAGUCGACUCCUUUGUCGGAAGUAGUGCCAUUGUCCCAAUACGCCGCCGAUCGGAGGAGAAGCAGAAGAUAA
This is a messenger RNA of Microthlaspi erraticum, 648 nucleotides long. The record is from the annotation of a GenBank genome assembly. NCBI's taxonomy places the organism in Eukaryota, Viridiplantae, Streptophyta, Magnoliopsida, Brassicales, Brassicaceae.